AUGAGAUAUGGCCAUGCUCACCUCCAACCUACACUCUCACUUGUCCAAUCCAUUCAGCUCGUUGCAAGCCCUGUCUGGGCGCUCUCUCCACACCAUCAAGACUCCUGCACAAUGCGCGCAUUUCGCAACAUCCUCAUCGUGGGUGUCCUCUCCAGCGCCAUCUACUGCCUCAUCAAGGACAGGCCUCUCGUGCUCUUGGCCAUCGUCUUGGUGAUCGGAAUCGCGGUGGGCGCAUGGUGGAUGUACAUGGUGCAGAAGAUCAGUCAGAGAUACGAUGAGUGGUGCGCGGCCGUGGCCAAAGCGAAAUCGAAAUCGAACAGCGGCCGAGAUGCGACGCUUCUGCGCUUGAUGGCUGCUGCUUUUGGCGUGGGCAUCGGCGUCUCGGGAAUCAUCGUUGUGGCUGUGGUGCUGGUGUGGGUUUGGUCAUGGUAUGCGCUGGCUUGUCUUGGGUGGGUGGGUGUCGUGGCAGCUGUUGGGAGCUGGAUUUCCUACGGAGAUGAACUUCUCGACUUUCAUGGGCGGCACAUUGGAGUCAACCAGAAUUUAUCACCACACAUUGGAUACGAAUCCUAG
Molecule: messenger RNA, 573 nt
Organism: Pseudocercospora fijiensis CIRAD86
Lineage: Eukaryota; Fungi; Ascomycota; Dothideomycetes; Mycosphaerellales; Mycosphaerellaceae
Exons: 3
Coding region: 1-573 (190 amino acids)
Source: RefSeq, a predicted model, not a curated record